Messenger RNA from Tigriopus californicus, 2653 nucleotides. RefSeq lists its product as uncharacterized. Gene Ontology annotation, cellular component: replication fork; Rad51C-XRCC3 complex; Rad51B-Rad51C-Rad51D-XRCC2 complex. The coding region runs from base 190 to 1782 and encodes 530 amino acids. The transcript has 6 exons. Gene Ontology annotation, biological process: DNA repair; reciprocal meiotic recombination; meiotic DNA recombinase assembly. NCBI's taxonomy places the organism in Eukaryota, Metazoa, Arthropoda, Copepoda, Harpacticoida, Harpacticidae. Gene Ontology annotation, molecular function: crossover junction DNA endonuclease activity; four-way junction DNA binding; ATP binding. The record is from RefSeq and is a predicted model, not a curated record.
CACAAAGCCAUGAAAGGAAGUUUCAGCGUCACUAUACUUCAAUGUCCAACUCUAAAGCCAUGGCGGCACAAACUCGGCCAGAUAACCAGUUAGUUAAUCAUACUCGUAGCAUGUGAUACUGGACCUGAAUCCCUCGAUCUUGCCAUACAUUUGACCACACCCACCCGCCCACUCACCUGCCUUGCCACCAUGGCUGACUUGGGCGACCUCUUCUCCUCUCCUUUGAAGGCCUUUUUUGCUAAAAGCGCUCCUAGUCUGAGGACCUUCAAUGCCGGAUUAGACCAAUUCUUAGGAGAACGACCUUUUCCCAUGGGAUCGUUGACAGAGAUUUGUGGCGAGGCUGGAUCCGGCAAGUCCCAAUGGUGUCUCCAUUUGUGUGCUGUGGUUCAGUUGCCCUUGAGUAUGGAGGGAUUGGCCGGAUCAGCCGUCUAUUUGGAUACGGAGGGCUCAUUUAAUGGCGCUCGGAUGCGACAAAUGGCUGAUGCCACGCGAAAGAACGCCCUCGCCAUGUUGGAUCAAGCUCCGGAUUGUCAGGCCUAUUAUGGCCCAGGCGGGACGAGUCUUUACUACCCCAUCGCUCCACCAGGUUCCAAUACAGCCCCAUCCACCUUCCAUCCGGGUCCUUAUGGGUCACCUUCGGGUCAGGGUGGUCCAACCCUGUCGGCUUUCAAUGGGGGGGUGAGUGGUCCCAUUUCGGUGGGACAGUGCGGUAUCCCUGCAGGUGCAGGCGUUCUCCAAGCCUCCUCGUUUUCGGCGGCUCAUGCUUCGUUAUCACAACAGUUGGCGGCUCAAGCCGCCGCCGUGGCCGCUGCGGCUUCCCAACAUCAACUCGGUGUUCCAAGCAUGCAACCUCAGACUUCGCACUCUUCGUCGGGGUCGCUGUCGUGUUCCCCCUCCAUACCUGUGACGGCCAAUGGCACCCAUAAUUCUUCGCUCCUAGCCAUGAGCUCGCUCUCGUCUUCGCCUGCAGCCAAAAAAUUCCGUCCAGCUUACGCGCGACCCUCGUCGAAAAGUCAGCGAUAUAUUCCAAAACCACUUCCGGCCGAGUUGGGAAAUCUCAAACUUUACAGUAGCCCAGAUAUUCUGAUUUGUGGGAAUUGCCGAGAAAUGUUCUCCGACCUGGUGGAUAUGAUUGAGCAUAAAAAGCAUUACUGCAAAUUGCGCUUCACAUGCAAAUGUGACAUGACGAACGAUGAAGCCUGCUUGAACGGAAGUCUAUGCUCUACAACAAAUUCAGGGGACCCUGAUGAUGAGAUCGUGUGGAAUCAAAAUAAAAGCUUGGAAGGCCCUCGUGUUUCAAUCAACUCAGAUGUUAGUAAACCUCGCAGCUCGACGUCCACCCCAGCCUCAAAAUGGCUUCAUUGUAUUACUUGCAAGUCACCGUUUUCCAACGCAUGGGACCUGAUGGUUCAUGUACAAACAGCUCAUAUGCUGAAUAUUUAUCUCUUGGCGGACAGCAAAAAGAUGGGCCAACAACAAACAACUGUGGUUAAUGAUUCGAGUUUGGAUGAUCUUGGAACCUGCCACGGACCCUCACUUCCAUCUUCCACAAAAGAGUCAGACAUGGUUCCGUCAAGCGCGAUUUCCUCCACGAUUGUUUGUAUGUCCUCCCCCAAUUCGUUGAAAAAUGCAAUUGAGCCCAUAAUGUCUGUCGCAAGUGUUGUUGAAGCAGGCAUCUAUCCCACUGCCACCAACUCAUUGUCCUCAACGCCUUCAUAUUCAGCAUUUACGAGUAAUACCAGUACAACCCUAUCCCAAAAUGUUACCAUGUCCAAUAAGUAAACACCGUUAAGCUGCAAGUCACAAAUCACUUCCAGAUGUUUUGAGGCGAUCAUUCUUGGAUUCAAUGCUUUCAUGGUUUAUGGGAGCAUUGCCCUUGCUUGCUAUCCAAUUAGAUGUUAUACAUUAUAAAAUUUGAACGAAUUGAGCGAAUCAGGGUGGCAGUGAGAACAGACAUUCUGAAUAAUUGCCUCCGUUACUUUGUGUAUCUAAAAACAGGCCUCUAUUUUUAGACAGAGAUACCGUACAAAAGUCUUAAACACACGUAAUGUGAACUUUUAAAGAACAGAAAAGGUUUCUUCAGAACCGAAGCAUCGGACAGCUGAAAUUCGUAGAGCAGUGACUUGUGACUGUCAGCGCAACGGGUCUUUUUAUUGGAUGUAUAUUAGUUAGAAGAGUCAAUUCAUUGAGUUCAUUGCCAUAAUUUUGGUUCCUCCUCUAUUUUGAGCCCAGUUUGAUCAAAGAUCCCUUUGCCUUUUGAAUCGACAAUGGCGUGCGUAUCUUUGUUCCUGUAUCAAUUGUUCACAGACUGGAAGGUCUGCCCUCUGACUUCCGAAACCCUUGACGGCUACUAUAAUCAACUCUGUGCAACGAACAAAGAAGGAUCUUUAAAAUGGCCAGGAACUGAACCCUACCCAAAUUCCAUCCUCAAAAGUAAAUGUGUCUCGGGAAGUUGGAAAAGAAACCCUCGAACUUAUUAAUGUAUAAGCUCUCAUGGCACAAUUACCCCUCCCUUUAUCCAAAUGUUGUUUGAAGAUACAUGUUAGGUACCCAUAUUAUGUGCUGACGUUAAACGUGGAAAUAUGACUGUUUCCUUCUGACUAGAUCCAAUAAACCAUAUUCAGCAUCACACAAAUUGCUGAAUGCCGAAACA